CCGCACCUGCGCCACCGUCGCUUUGCGCCCCCAUUUUGCCAUGGCCUCCCCCGCCGCCGCCUCCCGCGCGCGCCGGCUCUCCGACAUCUUCUCCUCGACCACGCCACGCGCCCAACCACCCAAGCCCAAGCCUGCGCCCGCUCCCGCGCUGGCCCCGAAAGUGGCCGCCGCCGCCUCCCGCGCGCUCCGGCUCUCCGACAUCUUCUCCUCGAACACACGACGCGCCCAACCACCCGCACCCGCGCCUGCGCCGGCUCCGAACGUGGCCGCCGGCGAGGCGGAAGCGAAACCCAACGCGGGCCGCAGCCACGCGAUGCCAAUCGGCAGAAUCGUGAAGGCCAUCUUCCAGGAGCGCGAUCCGGACAAGCUGGUAUCCAAGUUCAUCGCCGCAUCGGCCGCGUCCCAGCGCUUCCGCGAGAAGCACCGCGUGUACGAGGUGGCCGUGUCCCGCCUCAAAUCCUUUGGCCGCUGCGACGCCAUCACGGCAAUCCUCGACUCGCAGAAGCCUUUCCUUGAGGCCUCCGGCGAGGACUUCGCCCGGCUGCUCGUCCGCCUCUACGGCCUCGCCUCCCUGCCGUCCCACGCCGCUGCGACCUUCCAUGACCUUCCCCAAAAGCACAAGUCCGUCAUGACCUUCAACGCCGUCCUCGCUGCCUACCUCAAAGCCCGCGACUUCGACGCGCUGGCCACCGCGUUCCAGCAGAUCCCGGCCUCACACCCAACCAUUGUCCCCAGUGUAUACUCUUACAACAUACUCAUCAGCGCGCUGUGCCAGAAGCCGGACCUCUCUGCCGCCCUCGACGUCAUCCCGCUCAUGGAGAAGUGUGGUCUUACACCUAAUGAGGUAUCUUUCGGCAUUCUGCUUAAUGGGUUCUACAGAAAUGGUCGCUUUGAUGAUGCCGAGAAAGUCCGGGAGAUGAUGGAGAGGAAUGUUAAGCCGAAUGUAAAGUGCUACAAUGCAAAGCUGCGGGAUCUGGUUGCCCAAGGGAGGAUUCAGGAUGCAGUUGCUGUAAUUGAGGCGAUGCAGAAGGAUGGGCCUAAACCUGAUUCAGUGUCCUACAAUGAGCUGAUUCGAGGGUAUUGCAAGGAAGGGAAAUUGGAAGAGGCCAAGAAGGUAUAUGAUGAUCUGGUAAAGAAUGAAUGUGCACCAAAUAGGGGCACAUUUCAUACCCUUGUAUCACAUUUUCUUGAGGCUGGGGAGCUUGAUCUUGCUCUAAAUUGCUACCAUGAGAUCUUUAGUUGGAAGUGCAGAGUGAAAUGCUCAUUGCUGCAGGGGGUAGUGACUGCAUUGGUCGCUGCAUCUAGAGUGGAGGAGGCUACCAGUAUUGUUAAGCUUGGGUGGAAGAACAACUAUUCUCCAAUGGAUUUAAAUCUGCCAGCACUAAUUGAAAAAGACAAAGUUGUAGAAGCUGAAAUGGAUUGCCAUAAUUCUGUACCGAAUGAUGGAGGGGAGCGAGUUGGAGCCUAAAACUUCUUGAUGGUCUGAUGAGGAUAUAAAAAUGUAGGUUAGCCAUUGAUAUGCCAUGAUGCUAUGACGAUGCAAACAGUGCCUGCUUUACUGUUUUGUUGGUCUGAUACAACAGAGGUGCAUUUAAAACUGCAAUCAUCUAAUACUUAAAUAAGAUAUAUAUUUACAGUAAUUGCUUGGUGUUGCCUAGAAUGCCUAGCUUCAGAAUUGAGAAUUUUUGUCACAUGGCAGGAAAAGUGUUAAUUCUAUUAGAUUUAAUGCUUUUUGUUCUGUAACCAUUCGUAUUUAUCAUUAAUUGCGUUUGGAGGAGUUUUGUGGUGCAUCUGAAUCAUAACCACUGUUCAUUGGUAGCAAUCCUGUGAGUAAUAGUCUAAAGUACCUAUGUAAAAAGGUGUUUUAUCUGGUCUA
Messenger RNA from Setaria italica (foxtail millet), 1876 nucleotides. Its product is annotated as pentatricopeptide repeat-containing protein At1g55890, mitochondrial. Gene Ontology annotation, cellular component: chloroplast. NCBI's taxonomy places the organism in Eukaryota, Viridiplantae, Streptophyta, Magnoliopsida, Poales, Poaceae. Gene Ontology annotation, molecular function: protein binding. The record is from RefSeq and is a predicted model, not a curated record. The transcript has a single exon. The coding region runs from base 41 to 1468 and encodes 475 amino acids.